AAUUUAUUCCAUCUCUAUCCAUGUGGUAAAAUCUUUUUUAAUUUUGAAAUUAGUAAAAACAAAUGAAAGCCUAAGGAAAUGCUGCGCAAAUCAAAGAAACAGCCCCAAACGGUGGCCGAAAAGGUCAGCAAACUGAUCGCUCAUCCAAACGAGAGCGACAGUGAUGAGGACUCGGACUUCGACGUGGCCACUGGGCCUCGUCUGGUUGACUUCGAGGAGGAUGAGUACGAUCUUCCGGAUGCCCGCAGUACAGACUUUCGUAAGCAGAACGUAAAGCUGCUGUCGGAGCAGAGUGAUCGUUACAAGGGCAAGAUCAGCAGUCGUAAUGAGCUGGAUGAGGAGGAGGAGAGCGACGAAGAGGAGCUGCCCUACGAGGAGAGCGACGAAGAUGUUGAUUUGGAAGCAUUUAAUCAAAAGUUAAGCGCUGCAAAAGCCAAGGGCGAACAGCAGUCCAUUGGGGAAGAUGAUGGAAAUGAGGACCUAGCUCAGGAUUCCCCGAAUCGGAACUUGGUUUUCGCUUUGGCAGACGCUGGGUAUGAAGAUGAUAGCGAAGAGGAUGAGGACGAUGACGACGAUGGCGAAGAAGACGACGACGAAGAAGACACUGAAGACGACGAUGAGGAAGAGGACGCGGAAGAGGAUUCCAUUAAGCCCUCGGACAUUAUGUCCAAAACGAACCAUCAAGCUGAGAUCCAAAAGGGACUCUGUGUCCAAAAUCAACUGCGCAUUUGGGAGCGCCUUCUCGAACUCAGGAUCAACACUCAGAAGUUCACCAGUAAGGCUAACCAAUUGCCCGCUCCGGACACACUGAAGAAACUUGGCUCAGAAAACGAGGAGCUUCAAUCGGUACUAAACGAGGCGCAGGAACGCUCAUCAAAGCUUCUGCAACAACUUUUGUCCCUGCAAAGUGCACUCUAUCAACAGAACUCCGAGAUGCGGAAGUCCGUAAAGCGGAAGCAUCCUUCAGAGGAGGCGGGUCCACCCGGUAAACGCUUUGGCGGCUGCCUGGAGAACAACUUUCAGCAAAUGACCAGCUAUCGCAACGAAGUCCUGCUCAAGUGGGACGAUCGCACCAAACUACUAACUCCCGGAGCGGGUGUGAAGCGCAAAUCGGUGCAAGAAGACUACGAUAUCAUCAAGAAAAUAGAAAGCGCCUUGGGCCAUCGGCAAGUACUUGUGGAGAAGUCGCAGACUAUAAAGAGUAAUCAGCCGGAUCAACCGGAAAACGAGCCUCCGAAGCGACUGACCCACAUCUACGACGACAGCGAUUUUUACCACCAGCAGCUACGCGAGCUCAUCGAGUACAAGGCAAGCACCUCGUCCAACAUGAGCGAGAUCACCAAACAGUUCGUGGAGCUACAGAAGCUGCGCCAAAAGAUGAAGAAGAAGGUGGACACCAGGGCCAGCAAGGGUCGCAAGUUGCGAUAUGUGGUGCACAAUAAGCUCAUCAACUUUAUGGCUCCCAAUGAAGUCGGCGAUUGGACGGAGAGUUCCAAAUCCGAGUUGUACAAAUCGUUAUUUGUUUAGAAAAUAUAUUAAUGUAAUUAUAGAUUAUUAUAU
Drosophila serrata is the source of this 1560-nucleotide messenger RNA. It is a transcript of the gene Aatf, whose product is annotated as Apoptosis antagonizing transcription factor. Gene Ontology annotation, cellular component: nucleolus; nucleus. The record is from RefSeq and is a predicted model, not a curated record. Gene Ontology annotation, biological process: regulation of transcription by RNA polymerase II. NCBI's taxonomy places the organism in Eukaryota, Metazoa, Arthropoda, Insecta, Diptera, Drosophilidae.